Molecule: messenger RNA, 1557 nt
Organism: Geosmithia morbida
Lineage: Eukaryota; Fungi; Ascomycota; Sordariomycetes; Hypocreales; Bionectriaceae
Product: myo-inositol-1-phosphate synthase
Exons: 2
Coding region: 1-1557 (518 amino acids)
Biological process (GO): phospholipid biosynthetic process; inositol biosynthetic process
Cellular component (GO): cytoplasm
Molecular function (GO): inositol-3-phosphate synthase activity
Source: RefSeq, a predicted model, not a curated record
AUGGCUCCUCACGCAGAUGAGCACACGGGCUCCUCGAACGGGGCGGCGCCUGCCAACAACGGCCACCCGGCCACCGCCGCCCAUGAUGUUUUCACCGUCAACUCUCCCAACGUCACCUACACCGACGCCGAGAUCAAGUCCAGGUACACUUACCGCACCACCAAGGUCGAGACGGGUGCCGAUGGCAAGUUUGUUGCCACGCCUACCGAGACCCUGUAUGACUUCAAAGUCGACCGCAAGGUGCCCAGGACGGGCAUGAUGCUGGUCGGCUGGGGUGGUAACAACGGCACCACCGUCACGGCCGGAAUCCUCGCCAACCGCGGCAACAUGGUUUGGGAGACCAAGGAGGGCCCCCGCGAGGCGAACUACUACGGCUCCAUCGUUAUGGCGUCGACCAUGAAGCUCGGUACCGAGGCCAAGACCAACAAGGACGUCAACAUCCCCUUCAACCAAGUCCUCCCCAUGGUUCACCCCAACGACCUCGUCAUCGGCGGCUGGGACAUUAGCAAGAUGAACCUGGCCGACGCCCUGGACCGCUCUCAGGUCCUCGAGCCCACCCUCAAGGCCCAGGUCAAGAAGCAGAUGGUCAACAUGACUCCCCUCCCCUCCAUCUACUACCCAGACUUCAUCGCCUCCAACCAGGAGGAUCGCGCCGACAACGUCAUCGAGGGCAGCAAGGCCUCCCUGGCCCACGUUGAGCACAUUCGCAAGGACAUCCGCAACUUCAAGGAGCAGAAUGGCCUCGACAAGGUCAUUGUCAUGUGGACCGCCAACACGGAGCGCUACGCCGACCUUGUCCCCGGCAUCAACGAUACGGCCGACAACGUCCUCAAGGCCAUCGAGCAGGGAAACGAGGAGAUAUCCCCCUCCUCCGUCUUCGCCGUCUCCUGUAUCCUCGAGAACACGCCCUUCAUCAACGGCUCGCCCCAGAACACCUUUGUUCCCGGUGUCAUCGAGCUGGCCGAGAAGCACGGCGCAUUCAUUGGCGGCGACGACUUCAAGUCGGGCCAGACCAAGAUGAAGUCGGCCCUCGUCGACUUCCUCAUCAACGCAGGCAUCAAGCUCACCUCCAUCUCCAGCUACAACCACCUGGGUAACAACGACGGCAAGAACCUCAGCUCCCAGAAGCAGUUCCGCUCCAAGGAGAUCUCCAAGUCCAACGUUGUCGACGACAUGGUCGAGGCCAAUUCGGUCCUCUACAAGCCCGGCGAGCACCCGGACCACUGCGUCGUCAUCAAGUAUAUGCCCGCCGUUGCCGACAACAAGCACUCCCUCCUGGCCUCCCCCCUCAUCAUUGACCUCGUCAUUCUCGCCGAGAUGAUGACCCGCAUCCAGUGGAAGGCCGCCUCGUCCGAUGGCACCGUCACGGCCGAGUACAAGAACUUCCACUCGGUCCUCAGUGUCCUAAGCUACAUGCUCAAGGCCCCCCUGACGCCUCCCGGAACUCCCGUCGUCAACGCCCUCGCCAAGCAGCGCUCUUGCCUGAACAACGUUUUCCGCGCUUGCGUCGGUCUCGAGCCCGAGUCUGACAUGACACUCGAGCACAAGCUCUUUUAA